UGCGCAGACCUCGGGCUGAAAGGGAAGAAGGAACCGAGGGCCUGCGGCCCGGGGCUGCGGCCCGCCCAGGUAAUGUCCGCGGAGGGGCGGCCGGGCUCGGGCCAAGGCGUCGAGGGCAUCAAGUUGUCAGCAGAGGUCAAACCGUUUGUCCCAAAACAUGCGGCGGAAACUAUGGCACAGUCAGAACCCUCGGCAGCUUGUGUCUUUCCUAGGUACUUAACUACCUGCUACCCAUUUGUUCAGGAACCAUCUGUGGAGAACGUUUUGGGAGAUCCUGCCUUCUGUGAAUACUCCAGCUGCUCUUACUCACCUGAUGUUUCAAAUGUAUAUACAGUACCUGGCUCACAAUGCUGUUCUAACAACUCAAGAUACACUGGUUCAGGAAUAGUCAGUGAAUCUGCUGAGCGAAUGUAUCCAAUCAGACAAGAAAGUAAGAAUCUUUCAAAGCAGAGGAGAUCGAAAGAGAAUGAGAAGAAAUUAGGCAAGAAGAAGCAUGAUGGAGAUGACACCUCUGUCAGAAUUGUGAACAAGACUUCAUUCCAGACCUUCACAUGCAGUAGAGAUUCUCUGAAGUCAGACAGGUUCAAUAAAACUACAAACAAGAAAUCAACUCAAACUCCAAAAGCACAGUCUCUUCCUGUACCUGCAUUAGAAGCUACCAUUCUGGAUUUCCACAAGUCACAGAGUUUGGAAAGCAGUGAAAUACUGAAUAUACAACAUAAAAAUGGACAAAUAUGUUCAGCAGAAAGUAACAUUACGUGCCUUAGCCAUCCACAGAUGUCUCUUUUGUUGAACUCAGAGAAAGAUACUUCUUUGGAAAUCAAAGCUUCAUCUAAAACUUUGGAUGUAACAGCACCCAGCCUAAUUCGUUCUUCAUUUGAUGCUAGAGCAUUUCCUGGACCAUCUGCAGGUGGCUCUUCUCAGCAACAGGUGUCUUGGGCCAUGGUCCUUACACAACCCCCAAAGAAAAUUGUGUCAUCACCAUCGUCUGAAAGUCUUCCCAGAGGCAGAGGGAAGCAGGACAGUCAAACAAAGCAGUCAGAAAUAAAAAAUGAUGCUAGUGGAACGGAGCUUGAAGAAGAGUCAGAAAAGAAGAAAAAAAAAAGGAAAAAGAAGAAAAAACUAAAUUCGCCCACUGAUGUGGAGAAACCUCAAAGUGAAGCUACUGCAACACAGGAACCACCAAGGAUUGAGGAUGCUGAGGAGUUUCCUGAUCUGGCAGCUGCUUCUGAUAGGAGAAGCAGAUUAGGAUCUCAGAAAUUAGCAAUUACUCCUGCUGUCAGAAAGCAGCCUGAAAUCCAUCUCCCUGAAGAGCCUUGGGAUAGUCGGUCUCCCAAACUGGAUGGAACUCCCAAGGUGGAUGGAACGUCAAGGAAGCAAACUUCAUCUUCUGUAUUAGAAAGAAGGAAAAUGCAGGAAACACCCAGGAACAGUGGUAAGAAGAGUCAAAUUCCUGUGCAAUUGGAUUUGGGUGGCAUGCUUGCAGUUUUGGAGCAGAAGCAGCAAACAGAGAAGUCAAAACAGUCUUCUAAACCUGUGGUGUUUUCAGUUGGUGGUGCUAUCCCAUUGCUUUCUAAAGAACCUGCUGCAGCCACAAAAAGUCACCGGUUAAACCAAGGAAAGAUGCCUCAUAACCCUUUGGAUUCCAGCGCUCCUUUGGUAAAGAAAGGAAAACAGAGGGAAGUCCCUAAAGCAAAGAGACCAACAGCUCUUAAAAAGAUUAUUCUGAAAGAAAGAGAACAACGAAAGCAGCAACACCUCUUAGAACAGACAGCAGUAUCAAAAGAUGAAGAUAAUAUUUGUCAGUCUGCAGAAAAUACUACUGAAGAUGAAACAUUUCUACAGGACGGUCAAGCAGCUGCUCCUGUAACACAAGUUGCUGAAGGGUUUCCGGAGGACACAGGGAAAAGGGAAUUCACAGAAGGUUCCAUGAUUUCCAAGCAGCUAACCCCCAAUCUUCCAAAAAUCCACAGUAGGAAUUUUAGAGAUUAUUGCAGCCAGGUACUUAGUAAAGAAGUUGACAGCUGUGUGACAGAUCUUUUAAAAGAACUGGUUCGAUUCCAAGAUCGCUUGUAUCAGAAGGACCCUGUGAAGGCCAAGAUAAAACGCAGGCUUGUUAUGGGUCUUAGAGAAGUUUUGAAACACCUGAAGCUGAAAAAACUGAAAUGUGUCAUCAUCUCUCCUAACUGUGAAAAGAUUCAGUCAAAGGGUGGGUUGGAUGAGACUCUACACAACAUUAUUGACUGUGCCUGUGAACAGAAUAUUCCAUUUGUUUUUGCCCUUAAUCGCAAGGCCCUGGGCCGCUGUGUAAACAAGGCAGUGCCUGUGAGUGUGGUGGGAAUUUUUAGUUAUGAUGGUGCUCAGGAUCAUUUUCAUAGAAUGGUACAACUGACAACAGAGGCCAGGAAGGCCUACAAGGAUAUGAUAACAGCUUUAGAGGAAGAAGCUGAAGGAAAACUAAGAGAAACCCAGUCCACCAUCUUAGCUACUGACUUCGGAAAAGAUGGUUUAUCAGAAGUGGGUAAAACAUUUUCCAAGGACUCUGAUGAGGAUGUACCAAAUUAUAGUGGAGAGGCUCGUGUCAAUGUCACUUCCUUCCAGUCAGCAAGAAAUUAAUUUGCUUGGGCAAGCAGCUUUAUUGAAAGGAAUUAAGGAAGGCAGUGAUGACAAAGUUCCCAGUUAAUUCUCCGCUGUGUGAUAGUUUGUUCUUCUGAGAUCAUGCAGCAGUUGAAAAGGAGAGAAGACCUCCAAGGUGUGAAAUUCUUCAAGUGAAAAUGAUCUGUUUAUAAAAUUGGUAAAGCUUAUAUAUGUGUACAAUUAUGGUGUUUCUGCUGCUUCUGACACUAGUUUCUCACAGGUCCCGCUUCGAAGUUAGAGGGGAUAUUGAAGGACAGCAAAUGUGCUGUCCUAUUUGUACCUUCUCUGUGCUGACAGACUCCUCAUUCCUUCCGUUUUGGGGUUGUGUUGGUGAAUGUAUGUAAGAGUUUUUGAUUAAAAUCUCAGUUUGUAUCUAAGGUAGGAAAAAUUUAUAUGUUACAGGAAAUAUGUCCUACAGAUAAUAAAAUUCAUAUCUUACAGGAAAUAAAUUUUUUUAAAACAAAUUGUGCUCAUAAUCAUGGUCAAGUACCAUAGUGGGAAUAUCCUUUUUAAAAACUGUUGUUAAGAUUCUGAAGACAUAACAGGUAAAGCCCAAAAAGUACUUGGAGGAUGCACAUGUAGCUUAUCAGCUGUUCUGAAGGAUGGUAAAGAUACCACAUGCUUCUUCCAGCAUUUCUGAAGUGUAUCUGUAAGUGCUUCACAUAUUGAGUAUUCGUAGUGUAAAACUUUGGAAGGUAGCUGCCAUGUGAAGUUAGAAGUGAUAUGAAAACAUUAAAUAGUUUUGAAAUCCA
Calypte anna (Anna's hummingbird) is the source of this 3389-nucleotide messenger RNA. It is a transcript of the gene SECISBP2, whose product is annotated as SECIS binding protein 2. Gene Ontology annotation, biological process: selenocysteine incorporation. Gene Ontology annotation, cellular component: ribonucleoprotein complex. Bases 73 to 2616 code for a protein of 847 amino acids. The record is from RefSeq and is a predicted model, not a curated record. The transcript is spliced from 18 exons. Lineage: Eukaryota; Metazoa; Chordata; Aves; Apodiformes; Trochilidae. Gene Ontology annotation, molecular function: ribonucleoprotein complex binding; selenocysteine insertion sequence binding; mRNA 3'-UTR binding.